Messenger RNA from Agrilus planipennis (emerald ash borer), 1153 nucleotides. RefSeq lists its product as uncharacterized. Lineage: Eukaryota; Metazoa; Arthropoda; Insecta; Coleoptera; Buprestidae. Gene Ontology annotation, biological process: protein monoubiquitination; proteasome-mediated ubiquitin-dependent protein catabolic process; protein polyubiquitination. Gene Ontology annotation, cellular component: ubiquitin ligase complex; cytosol; nucleus. Bases 10 to 1140 code for a protein of 376 amino acids. The record is from RefSeq and is a predicted model, not a curated record. Gene Ontology annotation, molecular function: cyclin binding; ubiquitin conjugating enzyme binding; ubiquitin protein ligase activity. The transcript has a single exon.
AUUAGCAUAAUGGAACAAAGUAAACAUGUAAGACUUUGCAAAUUGGUUGUAAUGGAAAAAAGGCCACGUUUGCAAUCUGUUAAUGUUUACCUUCUGUUCAACACCGAAUUUCCUGCCAAUAGCAUUGAUAUUCGUUUGAAACCUGACAAAAUACAAAUAUUCAGUGACAAAAAUGCUGAAGAAAUAAGUUGCAUGGAUUUCAAAAUACAUCAAGACAGUAUUAGUUCUUUAGUGUUAAAGAAUGAUUUUGCCACUUUUAGAUUUUGUACAAGUAACUUGAACAAUGAAUUGGGAACCUUCAAAUCAGAUAUUGUAGAAAUUGUUGAAAUCGAAAAUGACACUGAAAAUUUUAAUUUACAUAAAGUGCUUGAUACGAAUUUUAAAUAUGACAUAAAAUGCAUUCACUGUUUGCAAUAUUUUUGUAAAGGAGUUCAAUUCAAGAAGAUUUUGCCUCUUCCAUCAGAAAAUGCAGACUUCGGCGAGUGGUUCUGUCAUGCUCCAACGUCUAAUUUUAAGUUUGAUGUUUUGAACCCUGAAAUUUCCGAUUUAUUUUAUUCAAGUUGUUAUUUUCACAUAAAUUUAUCUCUUUUAAAAGAUGGUAUAUCUUUUUCCGAAGGUUCGCGUAUUCUUUGUAAAAAUUGUUCUUUUGAACUGGGAAAACUUGAAAAGAAGGCUGUUUGUAAACUGUGGUUCCACACAGCCUGUUUACACUUUAAUAACUCUCGAUAUGAAAGUCAACCCCUUGAAGAUUGUUUUCGAGCUAUACGAAACUGUUUAAAUAAUUCUGUUGUCGGAUCAUACAGAAUUUUAUUUUAUUAUGAAUCACCGCAAAAAUCUGAUUUUAUUUUUCUGUGGAUCAUGGAAAAGAAACUUCGGUUGUAUGUAAAAGACUUUAAUGGAAGUGAAUUUAGUGAUAAGAUAAACAAAGUUGCUAAAGUUCUUUUUAAAUUUACCGACAUCGCCACCGAUGAAGAGGUGAAAAAAUGGCGAAGUGACCAAACCGUUGUUCAGCUCGAGAUCUCGCUAGUUAUGAUGACAAAAUUACGGGAACAUUUGAACAUAAUGCAUAAGUAUAUACCUGAGAAUUUUUCUGUAAGCAAUGGUUUUUAUAUUUCGUAUGUAAGUUUAUACAAUAAAUAAAUCAAUAAAACUG